AUGGUCGCCAUCAAGUCUAUCGCUAUCUCCAUCAUCUCCGUGAUUGGCCUUAUGCAGAUGUGCCCCGCGCCCGCAGCAAUUGCCGGCGCCGUAGCCAGGACCGCAGUCAGCGCCGGCGCCAGGAGCGCCGCCAAGGGCGCCGCCAACGCCGGCAAGGAGGCGGCCAAGGACGCAGCCAAGGGCGCCGCCACGGACGCAGCCACGGACGCGAUAGACAAUAAACUGGAUGACAGUGAUGACAGUGAGAGCAGCAAGCGCAGGGUGCGCCGCGCCGACUUCCUCAACGACCUGCGCGCGCGCUCCCUCCCCGCCGGCGUCUCGCAGCAGAGCUUCGACACCUGCGUCCAGCAGAUCGUUGACCAACACUCCAAGCAAGGCAUCUCGGUGCAGGUGUACACCACCGGCAACAGCAACAGCACCGCCACUGCCUCUGUUCGCGCUGAUAACGUCCCCGCCGCUUGUAUGAACCUGGCUACCGUCUUGUCCGGUAACCCUACUCAGCAGGGCGGCGCCAUUCCCAUUCCUAUGGGCAGCUCCAGCUUGGAGUACCUGAACUUGUCCAAGGCUGAGUUCAAGGAGCUCAAGAGCGCCCUGAAGGCUUCUUAG
This is a messenger RNA of Aplosporella prunicola CBS 121167, 606 nucleotides long. RefSeq lists its product as uncharacterized. The record is from RefSeq and is a predicted model, not a curated record. The transcript has 3 exons. The coding region runs from base 1 to 606 and encodes 201 amino acids. Lineage: Eukaryota; Fungi; Ascomycota; Dothideomycetes; Botryosphaeriales; Aplosporellaceae.